ACCGCCACCGCUCGCCGCCGUCCUUUGCCGUCGCGGGUUCGAGUCCCUCGCGCGCCUCCCGCGGACUGAGCACCCGCGCCAUGGCAUCCGCGCCCCCCAACCCGCCGCACGGCGUCCCCACCACCCUCCUCGUGGUCACCAAGCCCGAGCUCCUCGCGUCCGCGCCGCUCGCGCGCAUCACCUCGGGCACCGAUCCGCGCUUCCCGACCGCGCGCUUCGACGUCAGGGUGGCGACGAAGCUCGAGGACUUCCCGCGGGAGAUCACGCAAGCGCGCGAUGGGUGCCCCGUCGCGCUGCUGUGGUGGUUCGGCGACCCAAACGUCAUGGGCGGCGUGCUCCGGUCGCCGUGCGCGGAACGCGUGACGUGGAUCCACUCGGGCAGCGCGGGGGUGGAGCACAUCUUAAACACCCAGCCGGAGGUGCGCGCGCACCCGGCGCCGAUGACCAACGCGCGAGGCGCGUUCAGCGCGAGCCUCGGCGAGUGGGCCAUCUUCGCGUCGAUGUGGUUCGCCAAGAAGGUGAACGCCAUGCGCAAGUCGCAAGCCGCCGGCCGUUGGAUGAGAGACACCGUGGGGAUGCUCAAGGGAAAGACGAUGUCCAUCGUGGGGUACGGGGACAUCGGGCGGGCGUGCGCGGAGCGGGCCAAGGCGUUUGGCAUGCGCGUCGUGGCGCUGCGACGGGAUCCAAACAAGUUCGCGCCGCAGGACGAACGCGUCGUCGACGAGAUGCUCCCGCUGACGGAGCUGCGUCGCGCGAUGGAGGAGGGCGAUUUCGUCGUCCUCGCGCUGCCCCACACGCCUCAGACGGAGAAGAUGAUCAACGCGGGCGCGGUGGCAUCGAUGAAGCGAACGGGGGUGCUCAUCAACGUCGGGCGCGGUGCCGUGGUGGACGAGGACGCGCUCGUGGACGCGCUUCGGGAGGGAAGGAUCGGCGGCGCGGGCUUGGACGUCACCGCGGUGGAGCCCCUCCCAACCGGACACCCUUUUUACGCUCUCGACAACGUGCUCUUGAGCUUUCACUGCGCGGACCUCACGGACGAUUACUACGAGCUCACUAUGGAGACGUUCGUGGAGCACGCGCGCGCCUACGUCGGCGACGGCGGGCGCGGGUGGAACCUGGUCGACAAAACCGCGGGAUACUGAGUCGCCGAGUACUUACGCGAGUGUCGGUUACCGAAACUGACUAAUCAAUUGAUGAAGAUGCACCAGUUGUUGGCGUCAG
Micromonas commoda is the source of this 1221-nucleotide messenger RNA. Its product is annotated as D-isomer specific 2-hydroxyacid dehydrogenase. Gene Ontology annotation, molecular function: NAD binding. The record is from RefSeq and is a predicted model, not a curated record. The coding region runs from base 81 to 1142 and encodes 353 amino acids. The transcript has a single exon. NCBI's taxonomy places the organism in Eukaryota, Viridiplantae, Chlorophyta, Mamiellophyceae, Mamiellales, Mamiellaceae.